Molecule: messenger RNA, 1133 nt
Organism: Emericellopsis atlantica
Lineage: Eukaryota; Fungi; Ascomycota; Sordariomycetes; Hypocreales; Bionectriaceae
Product: Esterase/lipase superfamily protein
Exons: 2
Coding region: 91-972 (293 amino acids)
Source: RefSeq, a predicted model, not a curated record
ACCUCUGCAUCCCCCGUGUAAUUUUGAUCAAGAACCUUCGCAGAGCUUCAAAAACAUUCAGAUCCCCCAGAGAGAGGAAACUACUUCAACAUGACUUGGGAAGAUGAGCCUUUCUCCGUUACUGUCCAUCCGUACCCCUCCCGCACCCGCAAGAGCGCCGCAUACGAGCUGGGCAACGCCAACGCAAAGAACGCCCUGAUUUUCAUCGGCGGACUCAAAGAUGGCCCUCACACUACUCCUUACAUCCGUGCAGUGGCCAACAUCAUUGAGAAGCGCGACAACCUCGACUACUCAGUCUUUGAGAUCCGCAUGAGGAGCUCUUGGUUGGGCUUUGGAACCUCGAGCUUGAAGAAUGACGUUGAGGAUAUCUCAGCUUUGGUGAAAUAUCUCAGAGGAAAGGGCAGACAGAAGAUUGUCUUAAUGGGGCAUUCGACCGGCACGCAAGACUGCAUGGAGUACACAAACUAUGCGAAGCACGGGGCUGAGCCUGUCGAGGGCUUCAUCUUGCAAGCACCCGUCUCUGACCGUGAUGGCCUCGAUAUUGUGGCCCCAAACUGGAGGGAGUGCCUCGCUACAGCUGAUCAGAUGAUAGCGGACGGCAAGUCGGAUUGGUGCAUGCCCAAGGACAAGGUACCUAACGUGCUUGGGGCUCCCAUCACUGCCUACCGGCUCAGGUCGUUGAUUGCAAAGGAUGGUGACGACGAUUACUUCUCUGCCGAUCUGGAGGACGCCAAGGUGCGCAAGUACUGGGGUCGUUUCAAGGCACCAGUUCUGGUGCUGCACUCGGAGAAGGACGAGUUUGUCCCUGACGAUAUUGACCAAGCAGCUCUCAACAAGCGAUACAAGGAAGCUAGCCCAAUGGUGAGCCCACUUUCAGGCCUCAUCCCCAACACAGGGCAUACAGUGCUGGAAGAUGAGGCUAGAGAGUGGUUGGGUGAAAAGGUGUGCGAAUUCCUCGAGACACUUCAGUGAGACCAUUGGGCGACGACUCACUGUACUGAUUCUUGUUACUGAGGGUGCGCUGAGUACUAUAUCCGACAGAGGCACAUCAUAGCGUGGGAUCGUGGCUACGUGGGUUCGGCAGCGCGUCAACGAAGACCUCACCACAGGAUCUGGUUAAGCCAGAUUCUUAG